Molecule: messenger RNA, 1462 nt
Organism: Carlito syrichta (Philippine tarsier)
Lineage: Eukaryota; Metazoa; Chordata; Mammalia; Primates; Tarsiidae
Gene: RHOC
Product: ras homolog family member C
Exons: 7
Coding region: 411-1022 (203 amino acids)
Biological process (GO): small GTPase-mediated signal transduction
Cellular component (GO): neuron projection
Molecular function (GO): GTPase activity; GTP binding
Source: RefSeq, a predicted model, not a curated record
CGUGAGCGUAAUGUCCUUGGCCUUCUGCUCUGUCUGGCCACUCCUAACCCCAGGGCUUCCUGAAACCAGAGCUGCUAGGAGGUGAAUUCACCCACCUGGAGUUCCCCCGCAGAGUUCUGCCCAAGGAGCUGGGGCAGAGGAUGCUGUACCGGGACCAGAACAUGACCGGCUGGCUCGGGUGAUGGCCACCAUUGGGGUGACCCGGGGCUUGGGGGACCACAACCUUAAGGUCUGCAGUUCCACCCUGCCCAUCAAGCCCUUCCUCUCCUGCUUCCCGGAGGUACGAGUAUAUGACCUGACACAGUACGAACACUGCCCGGAUGAUGUGCUGGUCCUGGGAACAGAUGGCCUGUGGGACGUCACCAAUGAUCGUGAGGUAGCCGCCACUGUGGACAGGGUGCUGUCAGCCUAUGAGCCCAAUGACCCCAGCAGUCCCAGCCAUGGCUGCGAUCCGGAAGAAGCUGGUGAUUGUGGGGGAUGGUGCCUGUGGGAAGACCUGCCUCCUCAUCGUCUUCAGCAAGGACCAGUUUCCGGAGGUCUACGUCCCUACCGUCUUUGAGAACUAUAUCGCAGACAUUGAGGUGGACGGCAAGCAGGUGGAACUGGCUCUGUGGGACACAGCAGGGCAGGAGGACUACGAUCGUCUGCGGCCUCUCUCCUACCCGGACACCGAUGUCAUCCUCAUGUGCUUCUCCAUCGACAGCCCUGACAGUCUAGAGAACAUUCCUGAGAAGUGGACCCCGGAGGUGAAGCACUUCUGCCCCAACGUGCCUAUCAUCCUGGUCGGGAAUAAGAAGGAUCUGCGGCAAGAUGAGCACACCAGGCGGGAGUUGGCCAAGAUGAAGCAGGAACCCGUUCGGUCCGAGGACGGCCGCGACAUGGCGAACCGCAUCAGUGCCUUCGGCUACCUUGAGUGCUCAGCCAAGACCAAGGAGGGGGUGCGGGAGGUAUUCGAGAUGGCCACUCGGGCUGGCCUCCAGGUCCGCAAAAACAAACGCCGGAGGGGCUGUCCCAUUCUCUGAGGUCCCCAAGGCCUCCCCUCUGUGUCCCCCUCCCUUCACAGGGGUAUAGAAGGGACCCACCCCACAACCUAGCCUCUUAGAACUCUGUGCUGAAGGCUCCCUUUCUCAGUUUCCUCAGCCCAGGACUGCAUCGAGUUUCCCCAGCCGUGGUGGUGGUGGGCGGCCAGCCUUGGCUCUUGGCAUUCUGGGACCCCAGGCCUCUGCCCUGCCUCCCUGAGCAGAGCCCCUUGGGCCCCUGUUCCCUUUGGCCUUCCCCAAAGGGUGGUCACACACCAGCACUUUGUAUACUUCUGCUCACAGGAGAAUCGGGUGGAGGACACAGAGGGCACAGGCCCCGUCCCAGGCCCCUGGGAGUUUUGCUUUGGGCAGGGGCCUUGUCUGACUGCGCUUGGUGAGGGGCACGAAUAAAGGCUGCAGGCCCUAGAGGCCCCGGGCUCCAA